AUGGAAAUGGAAAUCACCAUGAUCAAUAAGACGAUAUCGGAGACAAUGCCAGGUACAAACUCCUUCGUGAGGUCUGGAUGGCGACAUAAGGGGUAUGGUCUCAUAACACCCUACCUAGAAUUGGCCAAGAAACUACUAGAAACUUUAUCAUAUACUUGUGUUCAACCCUGGCUAAUCUCGGUUGCAUCAAGCAAAAAAAUCAGUGAAGAGUUUGCGCAGUCAAUGCAAUUAGUCUCACUCCAUUUGCCAACCUUGCCGGGCCUUCCUACUCACCUGUACGCCACCAAUGGCCUCCCGCUCGACCUCAUGUUCGGCAUGGCUGAACCCGAAUUCGCCAAUAUUUUAUCGUUGAUAAAGCCUGACUUGCUAAUCUAUGAUUUCCUCCAGCCUUGGGCACCACUUGCGGCUUCUGUCCAAAAUAUCCCAGCAGUUGAGUUCAUUACCAGCAGUUCCACGAUGACAUCUUUCUUGUUUCAUCACCUCAAAAGGCCAGGUAUCAAUUCUCCUUCCCGACGGUUUAUUUUUGGGAUCGUGAGAGAGAAAAAGAUCGUGCUUCAGGGGUGUUGCGACGGUUCUAGAAAAACUGAGGCCAAAUAUAUUGAUUAUGUAACUGAAUUAGCUGGAAAGAAGUUUGUGCUAGUUGAUUCGUUGGUUCAAGAACCGAGCCUUGAUGAUGAGAAUCCCGAUAUCGUAGAAUGGCUUAACAAAAAAGAAAAGAAAUCCACUGUUUUUGUUUCCUUUGGUAGUGAAUAUUUUCAUUCCAAAGAAGACACUGAAGAAAUUGCUCGAGGUUUAGAACCAAGCAACAUUAACUUCAUAUGGGUCGUGAGGUUUCCUAAAGAUGUGGAACGUAAACUCGAGGAGACACUGCCAAAAGGGUAUCUUGAAAGAGUUAGCGAUAGAGGAUUGGCGGUCGAGAGACGGGCCCGCAGUCACUGUGGAUGGAGCUCAGUUUUGGAGAGUAUGCAUCUUGGAAUUCCGAUUAUUGCAAUGCCUAUGCAACUUGACCCCAGAUUUGUUGAGGAUAUUGGUGUUGGUGUGGAGGUGGAGGUGGUGAGAAACUCGAAGGGACAGCUUCACACAGAGAGAGUAGCAGAAGUUAUUAAGCAAGUUGUGAUGGAAAAAAGUGGAGAAUUUUUGAGGAAAAAUGCUGAUGAAAUGUAA
Molecule: messenger RNA, 1164 nt
Organism: Olea europaea var. sylvestris
Lineage: Eukaryota; Viridiplantae; Streptophyta; Magnoliopsida; Lamiales; Oleaceae
Product: beta-D-glucosyl crocetin beta-1,6-glucosyltransferase-like
Exons: 4
Coding region: 1-1164 (387 amino acids)
Molecular function (GO): UDP-glycosyltransferase activity
Source: RefSeq, a predicted model, not a curated record